Molecule: messenger RNA, 1008 nt
Organism: Ilyonectria robusta
Lineage: Eukaryota; Fungi; Ascomycota; Sordariomycetes; Hypocreales; Nectriaceae
Product: Alpha/Beta hydrolase protein
Exons: 1
Coding region: 1-1008 (335 amino acids)
Biological process (GO): biosynthetic process
Molecular function (GO): acyltransferase activity, transferring groups other than amino-acyl groups
Source: RefSeq, a predicted model, not a curated record
AUGGAGACACCAGCAGAACCGAAGAUGAAAUUAUUCUCUCUGUCCGACUUCCCAUUCCAAGACGGCACAAUUCUUCCGGAAAUUCGCCUUGCCUACCUAGAUCUCAACACAGAGGCUUCCAAGGUAGCUGUGAUCCAGACAUGCUUCCGGGGCAGAGUCAAUUCAGCACUCAACUUCGCCAAUGGAGCACUGCACAACCACAGAAUCAUCGUGGUAGCAUUACUUGGCAACGGCGAGUCGUCAAGUCCCUCCAACACGCCGGGGUUUCCGAAGUCAAUUGAUUACCGAGACUGCGUUCGUGCCCAGCAUGAGCUACUCAAACAUCUUUCUAUUCAAACGGUUGAGGUCAUGGUUGGAUUCUCGAUGGGCGGCCAGUGCACUUAUUACUGGACCGUCAUGUACCCGGACUUUGUGCAAAACGCCGUCAUCGUUUGCUCCUCCGCUCGAACUAGUCGGCAUAACUUCCAAUUUCUAGAGGGGCCAAAAGCGGCGCUGGAGAGUUCCAUCGACUAUGCAGACGGAAAUCAGCAGACAGAGCUUCCCAAAUCACCGCGCGGUCUGAGAGCCUUCGGAAAGGCAUAUUCUGCCUGGUUGACAAGCGCCGAGUGGUUUGACCAAGAAACCUACAAGGAAUUAGGCUACGAAACACUACAAAACUGGGACGCCGAUGUUGCAGGUGCUAAUUACAAGAGUUGGCACCCGGACGAUCUUCUUGCGAAGCUGCAGAUGUGGCAAAAGGCAGACAUCACGGUGUGCGACUCAUCCUACGGCAGUUCCUUGGGGGAAGCAUUGUCUCAAAUCAGAGCCCGAGUGCUUCUGAUGCCUUGCCAAACAGACCAGUACUUUCGCUGGGAGGCUAGUGAGAGAGAAUGCCAAUUGAUUCCGGAUGCGCGGCUCAAGGUCAUACCGUCGAUCUGGGGCCACUUGGCUGGUGCUGGGAGUAACAAACGAGAUAUUGAUUGGAUGGAUCAGGAAAUCUCUGGGUUCUUGGAAAAUAUCAAACUAUAG